AUGUCAUCUAUCGAGCUUGAAAUAAAAAUUUGUGAAACUCAUUAAUUAGAAAUAGUUGCUGUUGAUCUAAAAGCAGCAAAAGAAAAGAAAGAGAAAUUUUUAUGUGUUAAAUGUUUGAUUAAGAGAGUUGACGAAAAUUACAUCGUACUUCUAAAAGAAGGGCUUAAAAUGAUUUAGGAUAUGAAAUAAAAGUGUAAAAUAUAAGUAAUGAACGAUACCCAAAAAACAUUGGAAAAUAUAAAGAAUCUUUAAACAUCUGUCUCUGAAAUUAAUAAACUUUUUUCAGAUACAUUUAGGAAGCUUUAAGAUAAUUUUGAUGAUAAUAUUAAGAAUUCAAAUAAAUCAGAAAUUUAAUUUAAGGAGUAAUCUGUAGAAGAGUUAAAAUUUGAUUAAGACUUUGAAACUUUAUCUAUUCACUAUAAGGGAAAUUUGAAUUAUGAUAUUCCCAAAGAAAAAGUAAAUAUUGAUGAAUUUAAAGAGUUAAUGGAAAAUGUCUAAAGCCAACUGUCGUAUAUGGCAAAUGCAUAAUAAUUCUCUCAAAUAUUUGGGUCAAUUACAAAAAUUAAAUCCUAAUAUCAAAUAGAGCAACCUAUCCCUCAAAAAGAGGUUGAUAAACAUAAAACUCUUAGCUUAAGUUAAAGAUGUAUUAAUAAUGAUCAUGGAUUAGAAAUCAUUAUGAUUCAUCUCAAUGAAAAAAAAAACGAAUCCAACCAAAGUAGAUUGGCUUGUUCAAGAUGUAUUCAGCAAUAUCCAAAAAGAAAAUAUAUAACCAUAGAAGAUGCAAAUAUAAAAUGGAAAGAAUUCAAAAGGUAAUAAAAUUAGAUGAUUACUAAUUACAAUAAUAACAGAUUUAAUAAGUUUACUUCUGCCAUUAAAUCUAUUUAAUAAUUAAAGGAUAUUUAUAAUUAAACCUUAACUGAUAUCAUACAAUAAUUAGAAAGAAAGAGAAUAAUUAAUAAAGAUAUGUUAUCAGCUAAUUAAACUGUGGUUGGAGAAUUAUACGAGUUAAAUGACCAGGAAAUUUAGAAGGCUGUUGAAAUUAUUUGUUUGAAAGAUAAUCAUAAAAAAUUAAAAAAGGAGUAAGUUGAAUAAGAUUAAAUUGAUGCAAUUUUCUUUUAGAAUCUAAAAUAAAAUUUGGAGAAUCUGAUGAAAUAUGACUUGCUAACAAAACAUAAUUUAUUAAGAAUAUAGAAUUAAAAUUAAUAAUAAUAAUUGGUAGAUGAGAUUAAAUAAGUUAAAGAAAUUGAGAAAGCUCCUGAUAUGAAUUUAUUUUUUUUAAAAUUUGAAUUACAGGUUGAAUAUAUUUCAAUCCUUGAUGAUGUAUUUAAUUUUUAUAAGACUCUACAACAAGAAAUAGACGAUUUAUAGAAAAAAGGAAAAUUAUCUGAAUUAUUGAAUUCUAAAUAAGAAACUCAAUCAUAAAUUAUCAAAUAAUAAUAUGAAACUUUCAAAUAAAAUUCGGAUAAAAUCAAAUUAUUGAUGAUGGCUGAAGCAAACUAUAAAUAACUAUCUACAUUGACAGAAUAAUUAACUUAAAAUAAGUAAUAACAAUAAACUAUCCAAACAUAACUGAAUAAUUAGAAUAAGCAGGUUGAAACAAUGAAUUUGUAGAUAGAACAAGCAAAACAAGAAAAUAAAAAAAAUUUAGAGGAAAAAGAGAAAUUUACUUAGAAGGUUGAAAUCCUAAAUUAGUAAAUAGAAUAAUUAAAAUAAGAAAAAAAAGAGGAAAUAUUGAAAAAAGAUGAAUAUUUUAAGUAGAUUGAACCACUAAAAUAGGAAAUCUAAUAAUUAAAAUAAGAAAAUACUAGAAUCUAGUAAGAUGCCUAAGGAAAAUUAACCAUAAAGGAUCAAGACAUUGCAAGGAUUCAGUAAUAAUACAAUUAGUCAUCAUAAGACCUUAAGUAAUUAAAAGAAUAAUCUAAACUUCUCAGUACUUACUUUUCGGGUUAAGUAUUUAAUUAGAUAGAGACUAAAGUAAAAAAGACAAUUAAGUGUUAACUACUUAUUUAUUAAGCAACUAAGGAUGGACUAAAUCAGACUAGCUUUUGGAAUAAAAUAAAUGGAAAAUCUAAUUUACUGAUAAUAUUUAAGUCUAAGAAUGGAAGGAUAUUUGGUGGUUUUUCUCCUUGUUAAUGGUUAUAAACUAUUAAUGGAUAUGUUCAAGAUGAUACAUUAUCAUCAUUUAUAUUUUCUUAGACUCAUAACUAAUUUUACCCUUUGAAAGAAGCUAAUAAAGCUAAUGCUAUUUAUUGUCACUCCAAUUAAGGUCCUGUUUUUGGAAGCGGACAUGACCUCUAAAUUGGUACUGAUUUUUAAAGUGGAACUUCCAUUUUAGGGACAUCUUAUUAAAUUGAUUAACAUAAAAUUACAACUCAAAAUAUUCAUUUGUUUGGUUAAGCAACACCAAAUUUAGAUGAAUGUGAAGUAUUUGAACUUAUUUUAAAAUGA
Molecule: messenger RNA, 2448 nt
Organism: Paramecium tetraurelia
Lineage: Eukaryota; Ciliophora; Oligohymenophorea; Peniculida; Parameciidae
Exons: 2
Source: RefSeq, a predicted model, not a curated record